UACUUUGUGUCUCAUCUGAACCGAGAUUUGGAAUGUGUUUUUCUCUUCGCUUUGGAUAAAUCGGAUAUAUGAAUUUAAUUCCAUAUCGCUAUUGAUUCUGACUUGGACUUGGUCGGAGGGCUAAUAGUCCGUAUACACACACCAGUUUCUCGGAGGUGUCAAGGAGGUUGGUGACAAAACGGCUUCUGGGAUAUAAUUAGUUAAAACUGCAUGAAUAAAUAAUCUAGUAAGUCGCCAAGGUGUGCUGAUCAUGAGGUAUUGAGUUUAGAGGAGUAAUCCUUUGUCCAAACAGAAUAAAAGUACAUCCGAUAGUGUAUGCCGGAAAGAUAGGGACAUCUUACAUCGUGUCUUGGAGACGUCUGACCAUCAUGACUGAUCACUAGGAGAGUAGAACUUAGGUCGUGUGAAAGUAAAUGUUUGCCUCAGCCCGUGUAAACACAGACCUGUCCACUAUGUACUCUGUCUUUCAGUAAAAUAGCUCCACGAGCGAUUCUCCUGAUACUCGAUGUUGACUUCGGAUACAAAUAGCUCGUACGGUGCCUUAUCUUGUCUAAGAACAAGCUGUGGAAUAUAUGUGGAAUGUACAUUACUGGUCUAAAGUGUGAUUCGGAUUCAUAUCUGGAAAUUUCAUCGGAAAGUGAUUGAAAAAUAUUGUUUAAGUAUGUAGCAAUAUAUGUAUACAGGGACUGAAGAUUUCGAGAAUUUAAGUUCGGUGUACAAUAAAGUUCUUUAACGUGUUGUGCAUGUAAAAGUUUACCGUUACCAUGAGUCGGAGGAAUUCAUUACUCCCUGGAAAUUCCAGCAAAAAGACCGCAGAUUAUAUGAAGAAACGAGUGUCCCUAAAGGAUGGGACGUUGAACGGUCCGUCUAUGCGUGUGUCCGGGUCCCUGGGGGACAUCAGGGAGGGAGAUGCGUACUACAGGACGGUACACAUCUACCCCUCCCUCACGGACAUUCCGGAUGAGAUCACGGUCACCGUCUCCAAAAUCGGGCGGGAACCACGUGCAGGAUCGUCCGCUGACAAGGCGGAGUCGAGACGGGGAUCGGUCCUUAGUGACCGCACCGGGUCCCCAGGGCCUGUAGAGUCGCCAAUGUACGGAGAGAGGGCUGCAUCCAUAGCCGCUAGUGCUGGCGGGGCAGACUCCAAACGACCCAAACUGGUCAUCUGGCCAGAAUGGAGUGAAGCUGAUGUAAAUGCAGAAAAAUGGGAUGUCGCCCACAAAGGAGGAGCCAAGGAUAAGGGGAAAUCCCCCGUGGCAACACAUCUGUACGAGGACCCAGAUGGCCGAAUCGACAUGCCACCUUCCCUCAAGACCCACUACUGGAAACGGCCAUGUGACUACAUCACAGAAAAGACACCAGUGGUGGUGGAUCAGGACUGCCUAGGAGAAUUUGACCUCAUCAAGGCUAACGAACAUCUUCACCACAGUGAGUUGAUGCGAUUCAUCAUCAGUCAGAUCACGUUUUUAUGGGAAACUAGUGCGGUCCAGAACGCUCCCUCAGAGCAGGCUGAUCCCUCUGUACCGUACGAGGAGAUUUCUCACUCCUGGCGGCCCUGGGAACACAUCUAUGCAGUCAACAAGGUGGUCAAGGGGCCACACAUACCCCCCUACAACUCGUACGGCAAAUACGCUGUCCGCCUCUACUGGAUGGGUGUGUGGAGGAAGAUCCUUAUAGAUGAUCAGAUACCUGUGGAUGAAAACGAGAACCUGCUGCUACCGGCCACGACAAACCAACAUGAACUCUGGCCUUUACUGCUUACAAAGGCCCUCAUCAAGGUGGCCUCACUCGAUUACACAGGAGGCAGUCCAAGCAGUGAGUUUGGGGACUGUAGCAUUAUCCAGUGUCUGACGGGCUGGAUACCGGAAUCCAUCCCACUCCAGGGUUUCCUGGCCACACCCCUCCCUCCUCCCGUCAACCCUCCGGGGGCAGGCCGCGCCUCGCCGUUAGUGUCUGCUAGCCAGGUGCUUGAUAAAUAUUUCCAGCUAAGCUCCACGCCACGCUCUCAGGAAGGGAGUACAACAGCUCCUAGAGUAAAGAGCUCAAAGUCCGCCUCACAUGAUCUCAGGUACGGUCAUAUAAAUGAAGUGUGGGACCUGUUGAAGGGUUCCCUCCCCGAGUGGAAACUUCCCCUCCAGGAAUGGGAAAAAGCCUUACUGGAGCAACAGGAGGCUGAGAAGAAGGAAGAGUCUGCUCCAUCGGAAACAGCUAAGGAUGACAAGUCAGAAAAAGAGUCUGCCAGCAAGGAGGGCAAGACAGAGAAGGCAGAUUCCAAGUCUGGCAAGGAUGGAGGCAAGGACAAGGGAAAGGAUGCCAAGGACAAAGAAAAAGGAGGAAAAGAUAAAGACAAAGGUGGGAAGGAUAAAGACAAGGGAGGAAAGGACAAGGAGAAGUCCACAUUGGAGGAUAUCCCUGUUCCAGAGAAGCCAGAGGUUGUGGUGUUUGCUACAUACUGGAGCACUCCCAAAUACCCUGUUAAAGUUUCUGUCCUCGGUGAAAUGGCUGACGCCAGUGAGAAGCUUCGACAGAAUGGUCUGUCUCAUCUGUAUCCACACCCUGUGUGUAUUACCCAGACAAGGUCCUGCCCUCUAGAGCCCCCACCCCCUCCAGAGAAAAUACCUGCAUGGAAAUUGAUUAGACCCAAAAAGAAGAAAAAGACACCUUCAGAUGAACCAGUUUCCACACCUGAACCCCCCAAACCAAUCCAGUGUAUAGAGAUCACCUCUUCCUUCCUAAACUACAAAGUCAGCCCAGUACCCAUACCCACUGAGACGCAUCGCCCACGGUCAUCAUUGGAGAGAGGUGGUACACGGUCACGCCCCAAGUCCACUUCAAUAGAGGAGACUGAUGAAAAUGCUCCGGAAAUGGUGAAAAUUGAGGGGGAGGUAGUGAAUGAACCCCCCCAGGCAGAGGAGCCAGUAGAACAACCAGAGCCAGAAAAAGAGAGUAAGCCUGAAGCAAAGCCGUCUAGUCCAGGGCCCCGUACAGGGAGACGCAAGUCUUCUGUGGCCAAGAAGGAGGGCAAGGAAACACAGGAGGGAGGCAAAAUGGUCAGCCGUGAGUCUUCCCCUAAGAUACCCAGGAAGAGUGGCAGUGCUGACAGGUCCACUAAACCUGACCGAGGCAAGAGUGCAGGCAGGUCAGAUUCCAGGUCAAGUAAGAAGGAACAAGAUGACAAGGACAAACUCAAAGGAGCCUUGCAACAAGCUGACUCCGGUCUUGCACCUCCCCCUCCUCCAACGGAGCCAGAGGAUCCAGUCCAGGAAGGAGAAGAGGGGCAGGAACAGCCGACCACAGAGGAGGCAAAGGCAGAGGAGGAGGAGGCAAAGCCAAAGAAAGUCUGGAUGGAUUUUGAGGAGUUCUGUAAAUGUUUUAAGACUCUGUACAUCUGUCACAAGCCUCAUACAUAUGGCUGCAACCAGAAGGUCUCCGACCUGAAGAAAUUGGAAAAAAUAUACAAUAUACAGAGCGUCACUGCAUCCACAGCUCCCACCGGCAAGGGAGACAAGAAGACAGCACCCAACACUGCUGGGGUAAAUACCUCCUCCUCCAAGACUGCUCAAACUCCUACCCAUAUGCAAGCACCUUCUCCCACAAACACCCUCAGUACUUCGGGAACAGAUGACAAGUCACCCCACUAUCUGUAUGUGGAUAACCUGAAGCCAACAGAAAUAGUAGUGAACUUUUCCUCGUUGUCACGUUGGCAUGACCCUCCACCUACACCUAUGGAGGACAAGAAGUCACACACUAGUGUGAAAGGAGGCAAAGGAGGUGAUAAGGACCCAGAAAAGGAACUUACUAACAUUACCAGCAGUAGUGUCAUGGAAGAGGACCUUGUGUAUCUGACUGAAGGGUCGGUGGUAGGAAUGGAGACCAAAGUGCCACCUGUAGUCCACCCAGGAUCAUUGAUUGCCGAGCCGUACUCAUGGAAAAGUCUGGUAACCGGACAGCCCAUUCUACGCCUGCGUUCUACAGCCACCCGAGCUGCAGUGUUGAACCUCCCAGCAGGGCGCCAUGUGCUGCGGUUCCAGAUGACGGCCCCACUCGGCCACCAUGUACACCUCUGCUCCACAACACCCUUUGUCUUUGGUGACGAGGAAACAGUAAUGGCACAGCUCACCAAGGAGAGCUGUAGGUUUGUGGACAAUGCCACGCAAGUAAUGAACAGCAUUGGCAAGUGUAUCACCUAUUUCAACGACCGUGAGGCCUUCAAACAGGCCUGGGAAGAACUUGUCAACUACCACUGUCCGUACCGGCACGACAAACUUAUGUCAAAGUCUAAUCACUUCAAGAUCUUUAAUGAUGCCCUGUACAAUACCCUGAGGAAGUGUCUGUCGGACAUCGCCACCCAGGACCUGGCCUUUGCCUGGAGAGCGUUCACAUUUGAUGCCACCACCAAAAACAUCCUUGGUCUGCCAUCCAGCAGUAGGCCCACGACUGGUAUGACAAGUCAUAGAGGAUCUGCAAAACCGUCCAAAGACCAGGGCAAGGAGAAGGAUAAAGAUAAGAAACGAGUUACACAACAGGAGGUCAAACCACAAGAAACAUCAGUAGAGGGGGAAGCAGAUAAAGUAGAAAAUCCUUGGGCAAAUAGGGAACCCACAACCGAGGAACAGAUAGCUGCCAUCAAGAUCCAGAAGGUCGGCAAAGGAUAUGUUGUACGGAAGCUUCUUAACGCCCGCACACCUGGGACGGAGGAAAACACAAGAGCUAUGGAAGCACUACAAAAGUCCUGGGCCAUCCUGGAACAAAACAUUGAACAGAAUGGCCUGUAUCUCUUCAGGUACAUGUUCAAACUGGACCCUGACAUAAUGUCCAAGUACCCAUUCUACCAGGACGAGUGGAACAAGAUCUCGUACGCAGACUACACAGGGCAGUACCCAGACCAGCCAGCCAAUAACUGGUUUGUUGUGUUCAGGGAGAUAUUCUACGUACUGGAGGAGAUGCUGGUAGUACCCAAGCUGUAUGUGCCAAUCAACACAUGCAUGCUGAGAGUGAUUAACAAUGAUAACGGGGAGGAGAUCCCCAAGGUCUUCCAGCGAGUCGCCCCCUACGUCUACAAGAAAAACAAGAAAGGCUACACAUUUGUGGCUGAAGCCAGGACCACAGAGAUGCCAUUGGCUGCCAACAAGUGGAGGAUGCGUCUGAUUGGCUCCCUAAGUCCUCUACCGGCACCACAGAAGAAUGAGAAGAAUGAAGUUACAUGUAACUCGACGUUCCAUGUUCGAGAACUCAAGGACUACUACAUACCAAACCCUAAGGAUGUGAUCUUCAGAUAUGCUGUGAAAGUGAAUGAGGACCACAUGCCACCAAACGUGACGAGUAUACAGGUGAACACCUCCAAACAGGACGUGUACAUCAAGCUGGUUGUCCUGGAUGAUGAGGUCGAGGUGGCCAGCACCACAGGCAAAGGGCAUGCUGUCAUUCCAGCCUUCAUUUUCCAAAAGGAUGUUGACCUGAACUCGGAGGAUAAGCGCCCAAGCUCACGAGCAUCUAACAAAGAUGCUAAAGGCAAAGCCAGCACAGCCAAACUAAAGCGAACAGGGUCAGCCAAAAGUGUAGAUGGCCGUGCCUCCAGGGGAAGCAGGCUUUCUGAUGCAGGAGUGAGUGAUGGAGAAAUUGAUGAAAAAGAUUUGAAGCCCCACAAGUACAUCAUCCAAGCAACAGUGCUGCGUAACAGCUGGCCCCUCGGUGAGAGCAGCUGGAUAUUUGUACAAAUGCUCAAGGACAUAGAAAAGAACGAGCUCAAAGUAAGCUUCAAACCGCCUCCAAAUGAAGACAUUGCCAAUAAAGACCGGCCACCAUCUCCUCCUAAACAGGAGAAGGCUCCUGCAACAUCCAGUAGCUCACAGAAAGGAGGCAAGGGAGGCAAGACAGAUAAGAAAGGAGGGAAGGACAAAGACAAGGAUCAAAAGGGUUCAAGGCCUCCAUCCCAAGCGUUUGACAUGACUAAACCCCACUGGACACUGCGAGUGGUCAGUGAUGCCAGCUCCUUCGAGGAUAUUGAAGUGAAAAAAGAUACAGAACGUGCUGAUGAAAUACGGGCCAUGAAGAAAGCAUGGGAGAAUGCUGAGCCUGGCCGAGCUGCUAAGGCUCUGCAGUCUCGUCUCAAGUACUUGAACACCCACCUAAUCAAGCUCCACCCUGACAAGGAGGAGGAGGAGGUAAAAGAAGGCGAGGAUAAGCCAGAGUCAGAGGCAGAGAUCCCUCCCCCUCAGACCCCACUCUCUAUGCAUGAAGACAAGGAGGAGAUUCUCACUCUGGAGCCACCCCCACCUCCCACACCCAAAGAGAUCCUGCCUCCCUUGGAUAUCACUCCCUUCCUCAGGAAGGCGAGUGGAGAGCCUCGGUACCUGGAUGAGGAGGAGAUCCAGCGACGAGAGGAGGAGAACAAACGACAGGUGGAGGAGUACAAGGCGUUCAGGGAACAGGUGAAGACUUGGAGGGAGCAAGACAAACUGAUGAGAAACAACAUCAAGGUCAAACAACUGGAGCAGUGUGAAGACUUACAGGCUAUGUUGGACAGUGCCAGGGAAGGAAUCAAUAAGCCUAGAGAGGCCUUUCGACAGAAGUUCCUGGAUGAGGAACGUAAGAAACAGGAAGCUGAGGCUGAGAAAGAGGCAGCAUUGGCAGCAGAGGUCACGUCCAAAUCGCCCAAGGGCAGAAAUAAGAGUGCUAAGGGUGCAAAAAGUCCUGGAGGUGGUAAAAAGAAGAAAUGAUGAGGAGGUCAAUAUAGGAUUAACAAUUGUUUUGUGUACAAAUCAGACUGACUUUUAUUUACUUCAAUAAAGGCAGUACCGUCUUUCAUGAAAAACAGUAUUUUAAUUUUUGUUGCCUGAGCGAGCUGUACAAGAAAAAAAGGAAUUUGUGUAGCAGUGUCAGUCUUGUUGCUAUGGUGAAUAUCAGGUAUGCUCUUAAGUACAGUUACAAGUUUGAACUGUGUAUAUUGAGUGGGAUAACUUAUUUCUGGGUACAGUGUCACUGUAUUAUCAAUACCUUGUACCUACAAAUCCAGAGGAGAAACUGCAGCACAGUUGAUGAAGAGAAAUUACUUAACAUGUAUAUUAUUCCUUUUAACAUGCAUAUCUGUGAUAAAUGCACCAAGUGCAGUGUAUUAAAUCUAAUGUACAUAUAAAUGUUUAAUAUGUUAUAGAAUUAUUUUGUCCACUCGACCAAAUCCUUCAUGAAAGUAUGAGGAGCCUACCAAUGAAAACAUAUCAUUGUAUUAUACAACACUGUGUGAUACGUGUCCUAUCACAGGUGAACUAUAGCUGUUGUAUUAUACAACACUGUGUGAUACAUGUCCUAUCACAGGUGAACUAGCUGUUGUAUUAUACAACACUGUGAUACGUGUCCUAGCACAGGUGAACUAGCUGUUGUAUUAUACGACACUGUGUGAUACGUGUCCUAUCACAGGUGAACUAGCUGUUGUAUUAUACAACACUGUGUGAUACGUGUACUAUCACAGGCGAACUAGCUGUUGUAUUAUACGACACUGUGUGAUACGUGUCCUACCACAGGUGAACUAGCUGUUGUAUGAUACAACACUGUGUGAUACGUGUCCUAUCACAGGUGAACUAGCUUGUGUAUUAUACAACACUGUGUGAUACGUGUCCUAUCACAGGUGAACUAGCUGUUGUAUUAUACAACACUGGGUGAUACGUGGCCUAUCACAGGGGAACUAGCUGUUGUAUUAU
Molecule: messenger RNA, 7697 nt
Organism: Mizuhopecten yessoensis (Yesso scallop)
Lineage: Eukaryota; Metazoa; Mollusca; Bivalvia; Pectinida; Pectinidae
Product: androglobin-like
Exons: 48
Coding region: 765-6719 (1984 amino acids)
Biological process (GO): proteolysis
Molecular function (GO): calcium-dependent cysteine-type endopeptidase activity; protein binding; heme binding
Source: RefSeq, a predicted model, not a curated record